Molecule: messenger RNA, 425 nt
Organism: Rubroshorea leprosula
Lineage: Eukaryota; Viridiplantae; Streptophyta; Magnoliopsida; Malvales; Dipterocarpaceae
Source: the annotation of a GenBank genome assembly
AUAGUUUUUCAUUCAAGAAUUGAACCGUUUAUGCAGGUUAUAUACCAAACAAAGCAAGAAAAUGGUGUUAGCCGGAGAUGAUGAAGUGCAGGUCACUUUGAAGCCUGAAUAUGAUAGAGCAAGUGAAGUAAAAGCUUUUGAUGGCACGAAAGCCAGUGUCAAGGGACUUGUUGAUGCUGGAGUUUCUGAGGUUCCUCAGAUGUUUCAUCACCCACCAGAUAACUUUGAGAAGAGUUCUGUUUAAGGGGAUAACCGAUUUUGUAUUCCCACUAUUGACCUUGAAGGUGGGGUGGAAGAUAUAGUUCUUAACGAAAAAAAUGGUAUCAUGUGGGUUCUAAGGACAGUCCUUGCACCUUGUAGCAGAUGAUUUUUUGUUGCUUCCUUCAUUCUUGUUACUUUUAUCAUAUUAAAAAUACCCACUUUUC